Messenger RNA from Callorhinchus milii (elephant shark), 4001 nucleotides. RefSeq names its product MAP/microtubule affinity-regulating kinase 1 (gene mark1). The transcript has 18 exons. Gene Ontology annotation, cellular component: cytoplasm. Gene Ontology annotation, molecular function: protein serine/threonine kinase activity; ATP binding; tau-protein kinase activity. Lineage: Eukaryota; Metazoa; Chordata; Chondrichthyes; Chimaeriformes; Callorhinchidae. Gene Ontology annotation, biological process: microtubule cytoskeleton organization; protein phosphorylation; intracellular signal transduction. Bases 260 to 2641 code for a protein of 793 amino acids. The record is from RefSeq and is a predicted model, not a curated record.
GUGUGUGUGUCUCUCUCCCCCUCUCUCCCCCCCUUCUCUGUGUCUCUCCACCUUCCUAUUAACCAGUCGAGGGGCGGUCAGUAAUGGAGGAUUUCUUACCCAACACAGACGAGCCUUUGCUGCUGGUUUGAAAGCUUCUUUCAUUGCAAAGGCAAAGGAGAAAGGGGAGAGCGAGAGAAAGAGAAUUAAAGAGGAGGAGGAGGGGAGGGGGUAAGAGGGGGAAUUAUAUUUGGCCUAAAGAGCGACUUGGGAAGCCAAAAUGUCGACCAGAACGCCAUUGCCCACUGUGAACGAGCGCGACACAGAGAAUCAUACGUCUGUGGAUGGAUAUGGUGAGUCACAAAGCCAUCCUUCCAAAUCAGCGAGCAGACAAAACCUACCCCGCUGCAGGAAUUCAGUGGCCUCCACAACUGAUGAACAGCCCCAUAUUGGAAAUUACCGGCUGCUAAAGACUAUAGGCAAAGGAAACUUUGCAAAAGUAAAAUUAGCACGACAUGUUCUGACUGGAAGAGAGGUUGCUGUUAAAAUAAUCGACAAGACACAACUCAAUCCAACCAGUCUGCAAAAGCUCUUUCGAGAAGUAAGAAUUAUGAAGAUUUUGAAUCACCCAAAUAUAGUUAAGUUAUUUGAAGUAAUUGAAACAGAGAAGACACUAUAUUUAAUUAUGGAGUAUGCAAGUGGAGGAGAAGUAUUUGAUUACUUAGUUGCACACGGAAGAAUGAAAGAAAAAGAGGCAAGAGCAAAGUUUCGACAGAUCGUGUCGUCUGUGCAGUACUGCCAUCAGAAGUGUAUCGUACACAGGGACCUCAAGGCAGAAAACUUGCUUCUUGAUGCAGAUAUGAAUAUAAAAAUUGCGGACUUUGGCUUUAGUAAUGAAUUUACAAUCGGUAAUAAAUUAGACACAUUCUGCGGGAGUCCUCCUUACGCUGCACCCGAGCUUUUCCAAGGAAAGAAAUACGAUGGUCCAGAGGUGGAUGUCUGGAGUCUGGGAGUUAUCCUUUACACUCUAGUUAGUGGCUCGUUGCCUUUUGAUGGCCAAAAUUUAAAGGAACUGAGGGAAAGGGUGUUGCGGGGGAAAUACCGUAUUCCUUUUUACAUGUCAACAGACUGUGAAAACUUGCUAAAGAAACUCUUGGUACUAAAUCCUGUCAAACGAGGCAGCUUGGAACAAAUCAUGAAGGAUCGAUGGAUGAAUGUUUGCUUUGAGGAAGAGGAAUUGAAACCUUACAGUGAACCGGAACCGGACUACAAUGAUCCGAAAAGAAUAGAUGUCAUGGUCACAAUGGGUUUCACCAAAGAAGAAGCUACUGAAUCUUUAGUGGGACAGAAGUAUGAUGAAAUCAUGGCCUGCUACCUGCUAUUAGGCAGAAAACCUCCAGAUUUUGAAGGCAGUGAAUCGCAGUCCAGCAGCAACCUGUGUCAGCGGUCAAGACCCAACAGCGACCUCAACAACAGCUCCACGCAAUCUCCCACGCACUCCAAGGUCCAGCGCAGCAUCUCAGCAAAUCAGAAGCAGAGGCGGUUUAGUGAUCAUGGUGGGGAUGAUAAUGAAACAACUGGCCCAUCAAUCCCACCCGCUGUCUCAUACACUAAACGGGCUCAGGCCAACAGCGUGGAAAGUGAACAGAAAGAAGAUUGGGACAGAGAAUUGUCUCGCAAACUGAGCAGCACUGCUGUGGGUUCCAAAGGGGAUAUCCCAGCAAGUCCGCUUUCAGGUCUGGAGAGGAAGAAAUCCGGAACUGGACCAAGCAACAAUGUGCUUCCUGGAGGUGGCAUGACCCGACGGAACACAUACGUAUGUGAACGCUCCACGGGCUACUCUGCUGUACAGAAUGGAAAAGACAGCAGUCCUGCAACAUCCUCCACUGGAGUAGUAGCCUCAGCCCGGCCUCGACACCAGAAAUCCAUGUCUGCCUCUGGUCACCCCAUCAAGGUUACACUGCCUCCCAUUGAGGACGGCAGCGAAGGCUAUCGAUCCAGCUCGGCAGCACAAAGGGUACCCGCUGCUUCUCCUUCUGCGCACAGUAUUAGCACGACUACCCCGGACCGGACCCACUUUCCUCGAGGAAGCUCCAGCCGAAGCACAUUCCAUGGUGCUCAGCUUCGGGAACGCCGCACAGCCACCUACAAUGGCCCACCGGCCUCCCCCACGCUGUCACAUGACACCGGCGUUCUCUCACAAGCUCGAAGAGGGACCUCCACCGGGUUAAUAAGCAAGAUCACAUCCAAAUUCGCCCGCAGGGGCCCUAUUGAUGUUGAAGGUAGCAACAGAGCUGACACCGCAAGGAGCAUGUCUGGAGAACCAAAGGACCGAGAGAGGGAUGAGAGUAAAGAUUCAAAGCCAAGAUCUUUGAGGUUCACGUGGAGUAUGAAGACCACCAGCUCAAUGGAUCCUAACGACAUGAUGCGAGAGAUCCGGAAGGUGCUGGAUGCGAAUAACUGUGACUAUGAACAGCGGGAAAGGUUCCUCUUGUUCUGUGUUCAUGGGGACGCUCGCCAGGACAACCUGGUCCAGUGGGAGAUGGAAGUCUGCAAGCUGCCACGUUUGUCUCUAAAUGGUGUUCGUUUUAAGCGAAUAUCCGGGACAUCUAUAGCAUUCAAGAACAUUGCAUCUAAAAUAGCCAACGAGCUGAAGUUGUAAACAGAAACUGUAAUUAGGGGAUCAGGGAUGUUUCUUGCGUGAUGUACAGUUCACUCUUGAAUGUACUGGUAUUAUUGCUAAUGUGUGUAUUUGGCCACUGACCCCAUUUCCUCUUCCCUUCCCUCCACCCCGCCCCCCCCCCCAUAAAUUAAGCGGUUAGAAAUUUCCGUUGCAAUAAAGUUAUAUACAUUGUGAUUCUGAACUGUAAAACCCAGGUCUGUAUGGCUUAUUGUGAAUUAGCUUUAAGGAACUGUGAUCUUAUUCCCACUUGUACAGGUAAGUAUAUUGAGCAUUGUCACAGCUUAUGUUCAUACAGUUGUACAAUAAAGAUUAACAGCUAACAUCUACAGGUCUUGUAUAGUUGUGUCCUGAUCUAUGUACAGAAAUUCCCAUUUAAUGUUCCAACAAAAAAAAACAUAAUUUGAGUUUUUAAACUUUUUUCCAUAAUAAUUCAAUUUUUGGAUAUUGGAUGAAUUAAGAUUAUUUGCCUCAUUGUUGUUUUGUUUGUAGUAAACCUCUCUCUCCCACUUGGUGAUUUCAAGUUGUUAUCUUGGUAUCUAGAGAUUUCCCUCCAUACAAUAGUGUUUUAAUUAAUAGCACAAAAUAGCUUUUGGAAAGCAGUCUCAGGAAUUGUUUGUCAUCUGUUGAGAAAGAUGGCCCUCUUUUCCUUUCCUCGUGCUGUAUGUAGCUGACAAAGAUUUAUCGAGUUCACAUUUAACAUCUGUACAAUAAAAAUGGUGUUGCUCACAUGUUAAAUGGCUGUGUGGUUUCCUGUUCCACUGUAAUCAAAGUGUGCUGAUGAAUAGUUUCCAGAUUUCUUGUAUUUAUUCCAGGACAGUAUACCUGUAAUGUGCAGCAUUGUAAUUAUUAGGCCUUCACCAAUGAAAGGAAUAUUUUCCUUUAUAACUAGUGAUAUACUAUGUAAAACCACUAGUGCUGGUACAUCUAAUACUUGUUUUUGUACUAAAUUAACCAUGUAGGUUAAUUGUGCAAUUGUACUUCAUGUUGUAAUUAUUGUAAUAUUAGCGUUUAACCCUGUCUGCACUCUUGUGAAAUUUGGAGAGAAAAAAAAACUAGAUCUGUCGGUGUACAUGCUAUGAUCAGAUCUGAAACCAUAAUGAUCAAAAGGUGAACUAAACUUUAUGCAAAAGCAUUAGAUUGAAGCUUUGGACUGUAAAUAUUCUGUGAUGUAGCUUCUUUCCUGUGACGGUUGUGUUUCAGAAUGACAUUAAUUUUGUUGCGUUAGAGGAUGCUUGGAAAGUCCUACUUGCCCCCUACACUUGAUGUUCAUUCAGAGUUCAGUGCAAGUCACCUGAUUACAUUUUCACUGGUGCACAAUAUUAAAACAAACUUGAAAUGA